AUGCAAAGGGAGGUCCGACAUGACUCGCUCAACGUUACAGGGCUUUUGACAUGUUUCCUGCCUUGUUUGGUUUUUUCGGGCUUUCCAGGCAAGAGCUCCGACUAUUUGAAUGCUGACGAUGUCGAUCAAUGUGCCCAAGAUUUGCUGGGGGCGGUUUCAGCCCUGCACGCACAGGGCUUCUAUCAUUUGGCACUCUCGCCGCAGAGUGUUUGGCUGCGACGAGAUGGCCGCUGGUUCCUGAAGUACGCAUUUCAGGUUGUUUUGCGGGUUGUGACGGUUGUUCUGCCGGCACCGUGUACACCCAAGAUUCAGUUCUUGAUGUACUCAACUCGCGAUGCCAUGGAAACCUCCGUCCAUGGUUCUGUGAUGCCGUUUUGUGGUUUGUGCCAGGAAUGGGAGCUUCAAGAGUCAAAAUCUACGGCAGAGGCGGUCCUGGCCAGGGCACUGGGCAAAGGUACCAAGCGAAAGCCGACAAAGAUAGCUGAGAGCCAGGCUGGGGUCGUUCUUUGGAGCGAAGCCAUCGCAGCAAUCCGUAUCAAUCCGAUCGUACUUGGCAACAUCAAAGCGCUGGACAUUUUGCCCAGUCUGCGCCGGAGCGAUUCGGCUGGGCUUUCAUUGGGCAUCAACACUCGUGGCAAAGCUUUUGGCUGGUUGCAUGUCAGGUUCGCCAUCUUUGCUGAACUGGAUCGUUCGGACUUGCACCAACUUGCUCGGGAAUUCCAGGGCCCUUUCUUUGUCCCUCCUGGCUCUUCGCUCUUCAACACAGGUGAGCUCGGAGAUUUUUUGUAUCUUGUUCUGGCAGGAGAGGUGGUUUCCAGGAGGGGAAAGAAGGAGCUUCGGAGGUACCGACGCGGAGGCUUCAUUGGGGAGACAGCCCUGCUGGGUCCAGCACCAACGCGGCGAAUCUUCUCUGCUGCAGCUGCACGGGGCGGGGGCGGCUGUGCGGUUCUCCGAAUGCAUCACAGCUUCUUCCGAAAAGACUUGAAGAUGGGAGGCCCGCUGAACAGCAUUGUGGGACCUGUCAGGAUGAGCGAAAUCGCGGUAGAUUGCGCCAGGGCCAAUGCUGCACGCGUUGGCUCGCAUAAUCUUCGCGUGGAGAAGCCAGAGGACUCGGCUGAACCAGCUGAUGCAGAUGUGUUUGCAGCUGGCUUGCUGUGGUGCCAAAUGGCUGCCAGCUCGAGGGUGUUGACCCUGUACAGGAUCCACAAGACAAAGCGGGCAAGGACUGUGGAAGCCCUUUUGGAUGCCGUGGCUGCCCGCGAGAUAGGUAGCUUCUAUUUCCUGGUGCAGGACUGGAGAUCGGUAGCUCUCAUCCAGCUCGUCAUCCGCCGUGCCUCUGCUUAUGAGGCAUUGGUGUGCCUGGAGGAAAGGGAUAAGAUCGUGGCAGAGGGCAACAGCGAGGCCUAUGACGAGACGCAGUCGUCAAGCAUCACUGGCUUUGUGGGCAGAACCUUCAGCGAUAUGCAAAGCAGUGUUCGGUCAGCCUUUGAGCUCACGCAAGAUGCAGUGGCAGCAUCUGUCGCAGUUCAGAUGUCAAACCGGGCAAGAGCCACUGUCUUGGAUCAAUGGAAGCUGCUGACUAAUGUGGCCACAGAGAGAGCUGGUCAGAUCGCAGGAGAACUGUUUGGCGAGCUGUAUGGGAGCCUUUUUGCAAAGGACCUGUUGUGGAUGUUCCGGAAUCCAACACGAACACAGCGAUUCCCUGUGCUCCUUGUCCGAGAUGCCGAAGAUGGGAACUUGCUGGCACGCUGGCGCAUUGGCGCCUCCAUGGUGUUUGAGAGUGAGCUUUGUGCCCGAACCCUUCCUCGCGUGCUGCCCUCUGUGCGCCCUGCGCUUGCGGCGGGCUUUCAGAUCGGCUCCGCGGUUGGCCGCAAUCGCGCCAUCAAUUUCAAGCGACUUUGGAUCGAUUCCUUCCUUGGUUCCUUCUUCAAGCAGCUCAUGACGCUGACGCGGCUGAGGCUGAAGCGGGUCCGAGGUGUUCGUGUGCGCUGGGACCUUCUUGGCAGUGCUUUGAAGGAGUCUGUGGUCAAGGGUCAGACUGCCAGGAACCUUGUGUUGACAAGGUUCGGCCGACUUCCAACAAAGUAUGACCAGAACGACCCACAGGUUCUCCAGCUCUUACCAUCCAAGUGGGUCCCUGACAUCGGCCUUCCACUUGCGAGCGGUAUUGGGCGUGGAUUCAUGACUCGUUGGUGGCAGGGUUUUCGCAGUGGUCUCAAACGAAAAUAUGUGAGGCCUCGAUUCGAGACCUGGGACCUGGAAGAUGUGCCUCAAGUGAUUCUGAACAUUGCGAGGCAACAAGGGGCAGAGCAGGCUGCGCUUGUGGCAUCUUCCGUGGGGGAUACAAUGGCUCGGGACUUGGGCUACUGGUCCGGGACCUUUGCUGGCAUAGCAUCUGGAUUGGCGAUGUGCAUCCUGGGCCAGUCCAAGUCUUUGAGCGACGAUGGCGACAUGGUGGUGGCUGAUGGCUACUUGGAGAGUGACCGUGAACUCAUUGCCUUGGAGGACUACAUGCGGGACGCCAGAAAUGCUAGGGACAGGGCGGGAUGA
Molecule: messenger RNA, 2550 nt
Organism: Symbiodinium pilosum
Lineage: Eukaryota; Dinophyceae; Suessiales; Symbiodiniaceae
Source: the annotation of a GenBank genome assembly